AUGCCUCAACUUAACCCCGCCCCUUGAUUCAUAAUAUUUGUAUUAGUAUGAACAACCCUCAUCAUGUUUUUUACAAAAAUUAUUAAUACUAGUCCCCGCCUUUCAACCCAACAAUAUAAAAAACAAUCCAACAACCACUACUGAACCUGACCAUGA
Molecule: messenger RNA, 156 nt
Organism: Podarcis lilfordi (Lilford's wall lizard)
Lineage: Eukaryota; Metazoa; Chordata; Lepidosauria; Squamata; Lacertidae
Source: the annotation of a GenBank genome assembly